This is a messenger RNA of Musa acuminata subsp. malaccensis (wild Malaysian banana), 1286 nucleotides long. RefSeq lists its product as uncharacterized. Lineage: Eukaryota; Viridiplantae; Streptophyta; Magnoliopsida; Zingiberales; Musaceae. The record is from RefSeq and is a predicted model, not a curated record. Gene Ontology annotation, molecular function: ubiquitin protein ligase activity.
UUUAUUUAUCUGCCUCCUCUUCCGCAUUCUUCCGCUUCAUUCUAUCGUAUUACUUCUCUUCGCAAAUUCUGUCUGCACUCUAUUCUACCCGAGUCGAAUUGUGGUUGUCGUGUGGUCUCCCAUGGCGUUCGCCGAUGCCGUCUCGCUGUCGUCCACACGCCGCAGCCUCCGGUGCCUCCUCUUCAGCUCCUCCUCUUCCUCCUCCAGGCCCCACGCCGCCGCCGACUGGAACCACCCCCUCAUCGCGCCCCCUCCUCCUCCUCCACCGCCGCCGUCGCCGGGCAAGAAGAGGGGGAUCACGGCGGCAGCGUUCCGCGGGCUCGGGUGCGCGUCGGCGGCGGCGUCGGAUGCGCACGCGCCGGCCGCCGCCGCAGCGAGGGCGUCGGCGGACUGGCAGGGGAAGCGGCCUCGGGGGAGGAGGGGGAAGAAGAGAAGGAAGAAGAAGGAGAGGGGGAGCCAGGUGGGCGGGGGGGACCUCUGGUGCGCCCCCGGGAUGCCGUUCGCCGCCGAGGCGUCGGUGGACUGCGUCGCGGCGCACCAGCCGAUGGUGGGGAGAGGAAGGCUGGAUGCUGCGUCCGAGCGGAUCCACAGAGAGGUAGUACGACGGUUUUUCAUCCCUAGAAGGGUCAGCCACCAAGAACAGAUCUCAUCAUUCAUGUAUUCUCCCCCAGAUCUCAGUACACCAUUUUUUGGACAAGAUCUUUUACCAUCAGGGCAUCUUCAUCGCUUGCAAGGAUAUCAUCGGACUCCCAGUGGGCUUGAGGUGAUCAUGAUGUUCCAGAGUCGAGUUUUGUUAGGUGGUGGACUGGAUGUAUACGAUCAGUUCCGGGAUUGGCGACUUGAUGUUGAUAAUAUGUCAUACGAGGAACUGCUUGAGCUAGGUGAAAAAAUCGGGCAUGUGAGCACGGGGUUGAGAGAGGAAGAGAUUGCACGCAGCCUCAGGAAAAUAAAGCAUUCAGUUUUUGGUGCUUCAGCAAGACAUUUAUCAACUGAAACUGAAUGGAAGUGCAGCAUAUGUCAAGAAGAAUACGAAGUCAGCGAUGAAACAGGAAGGUUGGAGUGUGGCCAUGGCUAUCAUAUGCAUUGCAUUAAGCAGUGGCUUCUGCUAAAAAAUGCUUGCCCUGUUUGCAAGUCACCUGUUCUUAAAACCUAAUGUUGUUGAUCGACACUGGAAGCCACAUUCCUCACUGUUCUUCCCCUUUUCCCUGUACAGCUUUCAGCUCUCUGACAUACAGUGUAUUAUUAAUUCAUUUGGGUUGAUUAUACCUACUAUUAAGAUUGUGGUA